AUGGAAGAUCAUUUAACUAUAUCAGGAGGAGGUAAACCUCUUGUUUGGAAGAAAUCAGCAUGGAGUAAUGCAGUAUCAUUAUAUGGUGAAUUGGUUGAUACUUGUGUAAAAGAUACUCAAUUUACAAGAGGAGUAGCCAAUUUAUUAGAUUCAGCAGAAGUAGAUUCAUUUGCAAAGACAGUGGUCAAUAUUUAUACAACUGCAGGAAAGACAUUACCAUUGAUCAAAGAUCUAAUCUAUACAGAGUUUGAUACAAAGGCUGGUGCUGAAGGUGAAGGUUCUAUUCUACGUGGUAACAACAUUGUCAACAAGAUUGAAGGUGCAUACGUUCGAUUGGUCGGAGCUAAUUAUUUACGUUUUGUACUAUCGGAUUUGGUGUCACGAGUCGUUCACGAUAAUAAUAUGUGUCUUGAAAUAGAUCCACGUAAAUUAAAGUCUUAUAUGGAAGAUGUUGAAAAGAAUCGUCAUCAUCAUCAAGAUAAUGACAAAGAGACUAGUAGCGGUAGCGGUAGUAGUAGUAGUAAUACAAGUCCAAAAGAGAAUAGUGGUGGUAAUGCAACAACCAACAACAAGGAAACACCUGCAAGCCCAUCUAUACCAUUCGAUGCUGAAAGAGUAUUAAAAGAAAAUAGACAAAAUCUAAUGGAGAUUUCACAAUUGUUUAUUGACCGUAUUACCGAUCCAACAGUGGUAGAGGAAAUGCCAAGAGAGAUUAGAGCAGUGGCAGACUAUACUGCAGAGUCUGCACUAAAGUAUGCACCAGAGAGUUUGGCACCACUGAUUGGUGGGUUUAUCAUGCUCCGUUUCUUUUCACCUGCCAUUGUCACACCAGAGUAUAGCAAGUUGAUCUCCUCCGACACUGUACCAUCGACUCGUGCCAAGAGAAAUCUCGUCCUUUUAGCCAAGGUACUUCAAAACACAUCCAAUGGUGUUCAAUUUGGUGGCAAAGAAGAUUACAUGACUUGUAUGAAUCAAUUCAUCAUUGAAAACAAAGAGAAAAUGACAAGUUACUUUAAAAUGAUUUGUAAAGAUACUUCAUCUUUAUCUUCUUCAUCUUCAUCGUCAUUGUCAUCAAGUGGUCAAAAAUGGAGUGAUUUGGAAGGUAGUCAACCACCAUCGUCACCAUCAUCACCUGUAUCAUUGACAGCAUCUGCACCUACCACUUGGACAUCAGUCUCUAAAUCAUCCAAUAGUAGAUCUAUAUCACCAUCAUCGGCAAUGUUAACAAAGGGAUCAGGUGGUAGUUCAACUACAGGUGCAGGUAGUGCCAAUACUCCAAGUAAAUCUGGUGGUUGGACUAUUACAACACCAUCAACAUUGGCUCCAACUCCAUCUCCUUCUUCUUCUUCCUCAUCAUCGGCAGCUGGUAAAAGAGCAACAUCACCAUCACCAAUUGUCCUACCAUCAAACUCUUCAUCCAAUUCAUCUUCAUCAUUUUCAUGGGAUGGAUAUAUUAAAAAUCUUGAAAUUCAAGAUUUAUUUGAUUUCCAUCGUAUAUUGGAUUUAUAUAAAGACAAGAUAUUGACGAAAUUAGUAUCAACCAAUAACAAGGCAGCAGGUCGUAUAUUGGAAUUAUUAAGAGAACUUGGACCAUCACCCAAAACAAAGGUUGAAAAGAAAAAACAAGAAACUGAUCAUGCACAACAACAACAACAACAACUUGGACCAGGAGGUUUUGAUGAUCUCACAUUCCAACUUGAACGUGCACGGUUUCUCUUUCAAGGUCCAAAUGACAAGCAUGAUAGACCUGUUUUCUAUCUUAUUGUCAAUCGUGUCAAAGCAGAACUAUUUGACAAUGUCAAUCCUCUGAUUGCCCAUAUUUUCAAGGUUAUGGAUUCAUGUGUCAAUGUCUCUUAUACACUCAUUGUUGAUAUGUCUUGGGCUCAUAUUUCAUCUGAUCUUAAAAAGGCAAUCUUUAAUCAUUUACCAAAAUUGGCUGAAGUAUUUUCAAGAAAAUAUAAAAAGAAUAUUGAUAAAUUAUUUAUUGUACAUCCAUCAGCAUAUACAAGAGCUGUAAUUAAUUUUAUGAGAGCAUUUACAAGUCGUAAAUUAAAAAGAAAGAUUCAUGAUGUAUACAAUUGGAAACAAUUAACUUCUUUUAUCGAUACUGAAAAUAUUGCUCUUCCAGAAACUAGUAAAGAUUAUAUUACUAAAAGUUAUAGAGUUGUUAAAGUUAAUUCAAAAGGAAAAAGACAAGAAAGAUUAAUUAAAUUUACAAGUAAUUCAAUUUUAAAUAUUGAUCCAAAUUCUAAAAAGAUUCAAAAUGAAAAGAGAAUUGAGGAGAUUGAAGAAAUUACAAGUGCAGCAGGAUCAAUUGAAAUUGGAAUGAAAUUUACAAGUGGUUCUUUACUCGUUGGUAAUAAUAAUAAUAGUAGUAAUGUGAACAAAAAAAUGGGAUUUUUAUCAAUCAAAGUACCAGGUCCAGGUUCUGGACAUCAUCAAAAUGAUGCAUCAUCUACAAGAAAAUAUGUUUGUAAUGGAGAAUUGGAAAGGGAUCAUAUUAUUCAAGAUAUUUUUGAAGCUGGUUUUAAAAUGGGAUUGGCAAGACUGUCUCAAAGUAAAGGAUCACUUUCACAUGAUCCAUCGGUCAAUGAAUUCAAGGUGAUCAAAGUUAAUGGUGCAGGUAAACAUCAAGAUCGUAUUUUCAAACUUACCAUUGAUUCGCUGUUUAACUUGGACCAACAAAGAAUCAAGAGUGAAAAUUCGUAUGCCGGUAUUGAAGAGGUUAGUGUCGACACUGAAAACAAUGACAUUGUAUGGUUGAAAUUCAAAUCUGAACCAAACAAGAGAAAAAUCAUUUGUCAUCAUGGUGAAGGCAAACAACUACACGAUGUCUUGACAGAAGUCAUCAACAAAUACCAAAAAUCUAUUGAUCUUCAAGAAGAAGUUGAAGAAUUGGAUUUUGUAAAUUUACAAAAGUAA
Cavenderia fasciculata is the source of this 2922-nucleotide messenger RNA. RefSeq names its product Ras GTPase activation domain-containing protein (gene nfaA). The record is from RefSeq and is a predicted model, not a curated record. Gene Ontology annotation, biological process: regulation of GTPase activity. The transcript is spliced from 4 exons. Bases 1 to 2922 code for a protein of 973 amino acids. Lineage: Eukaryota; Evosea; Eumycetozoa; Acytosteliales; Cavenderiaceae.